This is a messenger RNA of Cadophora gregata, 1962 nucleotides long. RefSeq lists its product as uncharacterized. The record is from RefSeq and is a predicted model, not a curated record. Gene Ontology annotation, biological process: L-serine biosynthetic process. Gene Ontology annotation, molecular function: NAD binding; phosphoglycerate dehydrogenase activity. Bases 1 to 1962 code for a protein of 653 amino acids. The transcript has a single exon. Lineage: Eukaryota; Fungi; Ascomycota; Leotiomycetes; Helotiales; Ploettnerulaceae.
AUGAUACUGCCACUACCCCACCAAGGCCAGCGAUGUCGGUUUUUCUAUUCUCCCGUUGUACGACUACAUACGAAAGACUUCUCCGUGACAGUCGGUGUUGCUCCAUUAUCUUCCUUCCUUCUUAUAGACCUCUUUGUUGAAGUCAUUCCUCUAGAGUAUUCAAUCCCUUGCUUCGGUUCUCACUUACAGACAUCUCUUACACAAAGCAUUUUUAAGUCCCCCAAUUACCCCUCAUUUGCAACCAUGGCUCCCUCUGCCAACUCCCCCUACUCAUCGAGUAUUCCCUCGACACCCCGUCCCAAAAUCCUCAUCCCAGAGAAAGUCUCCCCUGAUGGCCUCGCCCUCCUCUCUCCCCACUUCGAGAUCUACCAGCCAAAAUCCCUCUCUGCCACGAACCUCUUGUCCCAAAUUCCCACAUACGAUGCCCUCAUAAUCCGUUCGGAGACGAAAGUCACGGCAGAAGUCCUCGCAGCAGCUACACAUCUAAAAGUCGUGGCUCGAGCUGGCGUCGGUGUUGACAAUGUGGACGUUGAUGCUGCGACGAGUUAUGGUAUAAUUGUGGUGAACAGCCCGAGUGGGAAUAUCGUUGCCGCAGCGGAACAUACCAUUGCAUUACUCAUGGCUGUGGCAAGAAAUGUGCCCGGUGGAGAUAGGAGCUUGAGAAAUGGAGGGUGGGAGAGGAGUAAACUCGUUGGUACGGAAGUAGGAGGCAAGACAUUGGGAAUUAUUGGACUUGGAAAAGUCGGGCUGAAAGUCGCUCGAAUGGGAGUAGGUCUGGGAAUGAAAGUGGUCGCAAUGGACCCAUAUGCUUCUCCAGAGAUAGCGGCUUCAGCAUCCGUCAAGCUGGUCAGCACGUUGGGAGAACUACUUCCAAUUGUGGAUUUCUUGACAAUUCACACGCCGCUCAUAGCAUCGACACUUGAUCUUAUCAGUACAGAGGAGUUCAAGACGAUGAAGAAAACAGCCAAGAUCCUCAAUGUAGCUCGUGGAGGAGUCUACAAUGAACAAGCUCUCUUUGACGCUUUGGAAGCCGGAACUAUCGCCGGUGCUGGCCUCGAUGUCUUCACAUCCGAGCCUCCCGCGCCAGGGUCAGCAGCUGAAGCUCUCUGCAGACAUCCAAAGGUGGUAGCUACACCACAUUUGGGCGCAAGUACCGUUGAAGCUCAAGAAAAUGUCUCUAUGGACGUCUGCGCACAGGUUCUCUCCAUCCUCCAAGGCGGACUCCCAACUAGUGCGGUUAAUGCACCAUUGAUUCUCCCAGAAGAAUACAAAAAAUUGCAACCAUUCGUGCGUCUCGUGGAGAAGAUGGGCGGGCUAUACACUCAGCACUACUCUCGAAAAGGUUCAGGUAGCGGAAUUGUUGGAGGGAAGACUUUCGAACUCAUCUAUGAAGGAGAGCUAGCUAGUAUAAGUAACACACGACCUCUCUUCGCAGCGCUCGUCAAAGGGCUCACGUCUUCGAUUUCGGAUUCCGGCGGCCGAGAUGUGAAUAUCGUCAAUGCAUCACUCAUUGCAAAAGAAAAAGGUAUUCGGAUCAAUGAGACGCACAACCGUGAGUCCAACGACCUCGUCUACGCCUCUUUGGUGAGAUUGCGCACCAGUGGAGCCGAAGGCCAAGUCAUCGAGGGAUUCGUGAGCGGAAAGGGUAUUUAUAUCAGUAGGCUUGAUCGAUUCAAUACUUCUUUUGUACCGGAGGGAACCUUGAUCGUGCUACAUAAUUAUGAUGAGCCCGGGAAGAUUGGUGGCGUGGGUAACAUCCUGGGACGAGCUGGAAUCAAUAUACGUUUCAUGAGUGUGGCGGCUCUAGAUGGACCAGUUGGUGAAACGGGAGAGGAAGAAAAGGAGGGGAGUAACGAGGCGUUGAUGAUUCUUGGUAUUGAGGGACCGGCUGUUGGGAAGGAGGUCGAGAGUGAGUUGAGAGCUCAAGGUGGUAUUCUGGAUGUCAGCGUUGUGCGACUUUGA